GCGAGAGCGCGGGAGAGACAGGCCGGCAGCGAGCCGCGUCGCUUCCCGCCCGCUGUCGCCGCCCCCGGGGACACCGCUCCGUGAGGAACAACCGGCCGCGAGUCGGCAGGGGAGCAGCGCCUGCCCCUCCCUACAUCCGCCCCGUCCUGUGAGGCGGGACGUGACCGCUCCCUGCCCCCCCGUUCCCGGUCUCCGCCGCCACCCGUCCCGAGGAGGGAGCCUGGCACUUGUUGCCGCGAUGGUGCCCGGCCCGGCCGAGUAGGAGCGCGGAGCCCCCCGGGGAGAGGAGCGCAGAGCAGCGGGCACCGAGCCGGCCCCGCCGGGCUCCGCAGGGUGUUGUCUGCCCGCCGCGCCCGGCGGUGACGGCGCUUCCCGAGCCGCUCCAGGACUCAGGUCUGGGCGCGGGGGUCGCUCCCGGCAGCGCCGCCCGGCCCGGAGGGUCCCGGCGGGACCAGGGGGCAGCGCCGCCCGCUCCAUCCCCCGGCCCGAGCCAAAAUGUCCUUCUUCAACUUUCGCAAGAUCUUCAAGCUGGGCGGCGAGAAGAAGAAGAAACAAUACGAGCACGUCAAGAGGGAUUUGAACCCUGAGGAGUUCUGGGAAAUCAUCGGGGAGCUGGGAGAUGGUGCUUUCGGUAAAGUGUUCAAGGCUCAGAACAAAGAAACAAAAGUUCUGGCUGCUGCAAAAGUGAUAGAUACUAAAUCAGAAGAAGAACUUGAAGAUUACAUGGUGGAGAUUGAUAUUUUAGCAUCCUGUGAUCAUGCUAAUAUUGUCAAGCUACUAGAUGCUUUCUACUAUGAAAACAAUCUGUGGAUCCUGAUUGAAUUUUGUGCAGGAGGAGCUGUAGAUGCAGUCAUGUUGGAGCUUGAAAGGCCAUUAACAGAGCCACAGAUCAAAGUGGUGUGCAGGCAGACACUGGAAGCACUGAACUACUUGCAUGAAAAUAAGAUCAUCCACAGAGAUCUUAAGGCUGGCAAUAUUCUUUUCACAUUAGAUGGAGACAUUAAACUAGCGGAUUUUGGAGUGUCAGCUAAAAACACAAGAACAAUACAAAGAAGAGACUCUUUUAUUGGUACCCCAUAUUGGAUGGCUCCAGAAGUAGUGAUGUGUGAGACCUCUAAAGACAGGCCUUAUGAUUACAAGGCUGACAUUUGGUCUCUUGGCAUUACUUUGAUAGAAAUGGCUCAAAUAGAGCCACCUCAUCAUGAAUUAAAUCCCAUGCGAGUGCUUCUGAAAAUUGCAAAAUCUGAUCCUCCCACCUUAGCACAGCCUUCAAAAUGGUCAUCAGAUUUUAAAGAUUUUCUGAAGAAAUGUUUGGAAAAGAAUGUAGAUGCAAGGUGGAGUGCAACUCAGCUGUUACAGCAUCCAUUUGUUACUGUUACUUCCAAUAAACCGAUAAGAGAAUUGAUUGCAGAAGCAAAGGCUGAAGUUACAGAAGAAGUUGAAGAUGGUAAAGAUGAGGAUGAAGAAGAGGAAACAGAGAAUUCUCUGCAGUUACCUGCAGAGAAGCGUGCAUCCUCCGACCUUAGCAUUGCCAGCUCUGAGGAGGAUAAACUUUCACAGAAUGCCUCUGUCCUGGAAUCUCUCUCCGAGAAAACAGGAAAUAAUGCAAUUGAGGACAAAACAACUGGGGAUGAAUCUGAGGACAUUAAAUUUAGGAAAGCAGGUGAUAAGAUAUGUGAUAUGACCAUUAAUGAUAUUAAAGUACAAAAUGGUUCUGUGCCAACUGGUGAAGAUGAGCAAGGCAAAAUAAUGCCAGCAGGAAAGGACACAGAAAGCCUGGAAAAACCAGAUAAGGAUACAGAACCCCAGAAAGCAGGGAAAGAACUUGAAGUGGUAACAAAAUCUGAAAUAAAGAAUGAACCUGUAAUAGAGAAAGAAAAGUCCACGGCAAAUGAACAAGCAGAAGAUAAUAAACUGAAAGGAGUACCCACAACUGAAAACAGUGUAGAAGAUGAGGAAGGCAUUUCUAAGGAAAGUGGUGAGAAAGAAGAGGAGAACAGAACAGAUCUCUUGGGACUUAAAGAAGAGAAGGUCCCUGUAGAAAAUAAAAACACAGAGCAAAAGGAGAAUAAAGAUGAAGAGCGGAAAGAGGCAACAAUAGACACCACUACAGAAACUGUACCUAAUGCUACAGUUGAAGUGUCUGAUGAAGAAAAGGAAUUAAUAAAGCACGGAAUUGACAACAUUAAGGAGAUAGGUGGUAUUGCUGAAACACCGAUCAGUGAUGGGGAUAAAAUACCUGAGCUGGAGGAUAAGCCAGUGGAAAGUCAGGCUAAGCAGGUCCAUGAGAUAAUCAGCUCUGAGGAAACUCUGUCAGAAAGCCAAGAUAAAGUGAUCAAAGUAGACGAGAAACCGGCAGAAAGUGAAAAUGAGGAUAUUAGUAAUAUAAGCAGUACGGAGGAAGCAAAGAUCAAAGACUCUGGAAAAGAUGUCGUAGACCAGAAGGCAAUACAGAGCAAACCUGAGGAUGUUUCUAAAGUGGUGGAUAAACUGACUGAUAUGGACCAAAAUUCAGGAGAGCGCAGAGCUGAAAAUAUCCAGGAAAACAACAUUCAGACAGCCAAAGAACGUUUGGAAGUUACUUCUGAUGAAGUAACGAAGGAUAAGCUUCAAAAUGCUGUCAGUGAACAAGCUGAUGACUCUGAAGUCGCUCCAGUCCCCAGUAUUAGUAUUAGCACUGAAGAAAAUGAGAAGGUCAAAACGGAUAAUCGAGGCAAUACUGAAACUUCCCAGCAGGUAGAGCCGGAGAAUUUGAAGGAAAAUGAUGCCGAUUCAGGCACUGGUUCUACAGCUGAUAACAGCAGCAUUGAUUUGAACUUGUCAAUUUCUAGUUUCCUUAGUAAGAACAAAGAGACAGGAUCAAUAUCUUUACAGGAAACCAGAAGACAGAAGAAAACGUUGAAGAAAACUCGGAAGUUUGUUGUUGAUGGAGUAGAAGUGAGUGUAACCACAUCAAAAAUAGUUACUGAAAAUGACUCGAAAAGCGAAGAAAUGCGAUUCCUACGACGUCAAGAGCUAAGAGAGCUAAGACUUCUUCAGAAGGAGGAGCAGAGAGCCCAACAGCAACUCAGUAACAAGCUUUUGCAACAGCGAGAACAGAUGUUCAGACGUUUUGAACAGGAAAUGACAAGCAAAAAGCGCCAGUAUGAUCAAGAAAUAGAAAAUCUGGAGAAGCAGCAGAAGCAGACGAUAGAGCGCCUGGAACAGGAGCACACGAACCGCUUGCGGGAUGAGGCCAAACGCAUCAAAGCAGAGCAGGAGAAGGAAUUGUCCAAAUUCCAGAACGUGCUGAAAAACAAGAAAAAAGAGGAGCAGGAGUUUGUGCAGAAGCAGCAACAAGAACUGGAUGCAUCUCUGAAGAAAAUUAUUCAGCAGCAGAAGACGGAACUGGCCACUAUUGAACGAGAUUGCCUCAACAACAAACAGCAGCUCAUGAGAGCUCGUGAAGCUGCAAUCUGGGAACUGGAGGAGCGGCAUCUGCAAGAGAAACACCAGCUCCUCAAACAGCAGCUCAAAGAUCAGUACUUCAUGCAGAGACACCAGCUGCUCAAGAGGCACGAGAAGGAAACAGAACAAAUGCAGAGAUACAAUCAACGCCUUAUUGAGGAGUUAAAGAACAAGCAAACUCAGGAAAGAGCCAGACUGCCUAAAAUCCAGCGAAGUGAAGCAAAGACUCGCAUGGCGAUGUUUAAGAAAAGUUUAAGAAUCAAUUCCUUAGCCUCUCCAGACCAAGAUCGUGAAAAAAUUAAGCAGUUUGCUGUUCAAGAAGAGAAGAGGCAGAAGAAUGAGAGACUGGCUCAGCAUCAGAAACACGAAAACCAAAUGCGGGACCUUCAGCUGCAGUGUGAAGCAAACAUCAGGGAACUGCAUCAGUUACAGAAUGAAAAAUGCCAUCUACUGGUUGAGCAUGAGACUCAGAAACUAAAGGAGCUGGAUGAAGAGCACAGCCAAGAACUGAAGGAAUGGAGAGAGAAACUGAGACCGAGAAAGAAGACGCUGGAAGAAGAAUUUGCCAGAAAACUGCAGGAACAGGAAGUUUUCUUUAAAAUGACUGGAGAAUCCGAAUGCCUUAAUCCUUCAACACAAAGCCGGAUUUCCAAAUUCUAUCCAAUCCCCAGCCUUCACUCUACUGGGUCGUAACUCUGGGAACUGCUGUAGGUUUUAUCCUGUCUGGAAUUCUCCAUCCUUACCCAUCUAACCUGACUGACCUGCGGCGUGUGUACAUCUGAGGACCCCGCGCGUUUUGUUUUCAGUGGAGACAAUCAGUGUCACAUGAGUUUCUUCACUUCUCUGAGCGGAAGAAACGAACCCAGUGUUGGUGUACAAUGGUAAUGUUACGUCCUUCAGAUGUUUCAAGACUAAGUGGGCUUUUUAUCUCGGUCUCUAAAAGUGUGUUACCUAUGGUUUUGACUUUAAGCCUGAAAUAUUAGUUGUGCUCUUCCUCAUCACAAAAAAAAAUGGUUUCUCAUGAGAACAUUUAAACCAUGUAAUAUUAGUUCUGCUACUGUGUUUUUAAGCAUCAGAUCUCUCCACGAGAGAAUUCCCCAGUUGAAAAUGCCGUGAGAGGUUUAAAGUUUCAUAAUGUUGAGCAGUGUCUUCAUGGCAAGGACUGAAACUAAUUGCUAAGAACAUGCCAGUAAUCAGAGAAACAAACCCUUCUGUUUAAACACGUUUGGCAAAAGCAAAAGCCUUUGUAAUUUCUUUCAAAAGAAACCUCUGGCAUAAAUUAAACUGAGCUGAUCUCCAUGACACGUUUUGUCCAUUAGUUCCAUAAUGAAAUGGGGUGCUAGUUUAAUUAAUACAGUGCCUGAAACACUUAGAUAUGCUGAUCCUGGUAACAGGAUACUGUUUUGUCACUUAAAAAAACAAAACUCCUUAGCGUUGUUGUUACUGUACAAACCAAGAUUUCUUGCUGCUACUGCCAUUUUGGUUGUAAAUCCUCACCCUAAAAUAUUUUGCACUAAAAUAUGUAAAGGUGAAAGAAAAGCUAACUUUAAAAUGCACAGUUUGUUAUUUUCCUUUGCUAUUACAGGUGGUUAGUUCUACAAAUUGAAAAACUGUAGAAUGUAUUUUUUAGAAAGCAGGGUGCAAAAUGCACGUGGUUUCUCAAACUGUACCUGGAAUGGGUAGAGCCAUUGUUCUGUUCUUACCAAAGCCUGUUCAUUUAAACUCCAUUGGAAAAGUGGAGGCGGAUGGUCAUAUUUAUAAAUAAUCAUGGCUAAAGUCUGAUUUCAUUAGAAGUGUUAGAUUCAGUUUUUUGUUUUUUGUUUUUUUUUUUAAUUUUAGUCAUUUUAUUUUGUGGAAAGAUUUAAGUUAAAUAUAUAGACAAACUCCUUUAUGAAGCUGGGUGUUUUGCUUUUGUGUCGCCACCUACUAACAUAGGCAGGUUUUAUUUUUCAAGUUCAUAGAUGUACAAUAAGUUAUUUACCUGACUGAUCUGCAGUGGAAAAUCUGAAAUGUUUCUCAUGUAGCGGGUAGGGAAAUACAGCUGCGUUAGGUCAAUUUUUGCUGCACUCCUUUGGGGGUUGGAGGUCGAGUCAUAUCAAGACACAGUGUUAAAAAGGCUGUACUUGGGUAUGCUGGAGUUCCAUUUGUAAAAUAGUGUUUGCUUUCUGUUGUUUGAGGCCUGACUUUCUCAGGUCUCUUCGGGCAUCAACUGCGACCGUUUUGUUUUGCUCUCUUGCAUUGAACUCGUGGCCGGUGACCAUUAACGACGUUCAUUCCGUGGGAGCUGUGUUGCUGCAUGUCAAUGAGCUCAGAAAUUAACAUGGGACUUAGAAUCAGCUGUGGUUGAAAUCUGGGAUGCUGAAAUCCUUGGACGUUGAAGUGAUACCUUCUCAAUGAAGACACUUAAUUUACAGCACAGAAAAAUGAUUAAUUGGAAAAUGCAUGUUUAAUUUAAAUUUUGUAACUUUUUGAUAGUAUAAUUACUUUAAUAGCUAGCCUUAAUUUCUGGCAUUUUAUUAUUAUAAAUGUGUAUUGUGUACUGUUGUAAAUUCACACACCAUAUCUCUAGAAUGUUCUCUGUUGCUAAAUGCAAAGUUCUUUGAAUUGUUUGUUCAUUAGAGAGAAAAAAGUCUUUGAAGAUCUUUUGCUUUUUAAGCUCCAUCUUCAUAAAUUGACUGUUCCUGAGAUAAAAUUAAAUAAUCUUCCUUUCUAUUUAA
Molecule: messenger RNA, 6164 nt
Organism: Empidonax traillii (willow flycatcher)
Lineage: Eukaryota; Metazoa; Chordata; Aves; Passeriformes; Tyrannidae
Gene: SLK
Product: STE20 like kinase
Exons: 18
Coding region: 496-4140 (1214 amino acids)
Biological process (GO): protein phosphorylation
Molecular function (GO): ATP binding; protein serine/threonine kinase activity; protein binding
Source: RefSeq, a predicted model, not a curated record